AUGAAAGAGCCUUUACGUCCCACUUUAUCUCUCUAUAUAAUGCGUAUGCUUCCUCCAAAUCGCAAAUAUGCGCUUUCAAGUGAGCAGCAAGGUGUUGAAGGUUCGGGAAAUGGAGAAAAGAAUUUAUUCGUGUUUGGGGAUUCGUAUGCUGAUACGGGAAACACCAGGAUAGCUUUGGCAAGUUCAUGGAAAUUCCCUUACGGAAUUACCUUUCCUGGGAAACCUGACGGCCGAGUCUCUACUGAUUUCAUUGCGGGUUACUUGGGAAUGAAGACACCACUACCAUACAGAUGGAGGAAACAACUGGUGGGUCGGGUGAAAUACGGAUUGAACUUUGCUCAUGGAGGGACUGGGGUUUUCGAUACGUUGGCUCCGCAUCCAAACAUGACGACUCAGAUCGAUUUUCUGCAACAGUUGAUCAAUGACUCCGUUUACACCAAGAGGAACUUGAAAACUUCUUUAGCAUUUGUCAGUGCUUCAGGCAAUGACUACUUCAAUUACACUGCCAUGAACGGCUCUACAGAGGGUUUUCCGGCCUUUAUUUCAAGCGUCGUGAGCCAACUGACUGUGAAUAUGAGACGCAUACAUGGCUUGGGAGUGGGGAAAAUAACUGUGGGUUCCCUGCCACCAUUGGGGUGUCUUCCGGAGAACACCGCCCUGUCCUCCUUUCAACGGUGCAACCAAGCUCAAAACGCCCUUGUUAAUCUCCACAACCGGCAGCUGUUUCAAGCGGUCACCAAUCUCAACAACCAGACCAACUCCACUUCUUUCUUCAUUCUUGACAUUCAUGAUGCCUUUUGGACCGUUCUCAAUCAAACACAAGCACAUAAAGGACCACAAUUUGAGAACCCAUUACAGCCAUGUUGCGUGGGAGUGAGUGCUGCAUUUUCACUAUGCAAGUGUGGACGAAAAUGGGGUAAACAAGUACACGUUUUGCUCAAAUCCUAAAUAAAACUUCUUUUGGGAUACACUUCACCCU
This is a messenger RNA of Hibiscus syriacus, 979 nucleotides long. RefSeq names its product GDSL esterase/lipase At5g03610-like. Bases 1 to 948 code for a protein of 315 amino acids. Gene Ontology annotation, molecular function: hydrolase activity, acting on ester bonds. NCBI's taxonomy places the organism in Eukaryota, Viridiplantae, Streptophyta, Magnoliopsida, Malvales, Malvaceae. The record is from RefSeq and is a predicted model, not a curated record. The transcript has 5 exons.